Messenger RNA from Neurospora hispaniola, 327 nucleotides. Its product is annotated as hydrophobin precursor. The coding region runs from base 1 to 327 and encodes 108 amino acids. Gene Ontology annotation, molecular function: structural constituent of cell wall. The transcript has 2 exons. Gene Ontology annotation, cellular component: fungal-type cell wall; extracellular region. NCBI's taxonomy places the organism in Eukaryota, Fungi, Ascomycota, Sordariomycetes, Sordariales, Sordariaceae. The record is from RefSeq and is a predicted model, not a curated record.
AUGCAGUUCACCACCGUCUUCACCAUCCUCGCCGUUGCCAUGACCGCCGCUGCGGCCCCGGCUGAGGUUGUUCCCCGCGCCACUACCAUCGGCCCCAACACCUGCUCCAUCGACGACUACAAGCCUUACUGCUGCCAGUCUAUGUCCGGCCCCGCCGGCUCCCCUGGUCUCCUCAACCUCAUCCCCGUCGACCUCAGCGCCUCGCUCGGCUGCGUUGUCGGUGUCAUCGGCUCCCAAUGUGGUGCCAGCGUCAAGUGCUGCAAGGACGAUGUUACCAACACCGGCAACUCUUUCCUCAUCAUCAACGCCGCCAACUGCGUUGCCUAA